AGGGAGGCCACUUUUUUUAUGGUUAACGAAUAAAACAAAAGCAGUUUUAUGUGUUGAGGACAAAGAGCGUCGAGCCGUGUUACGUCUCAGUCAUGGAGGAGAUCAGCAAUGUAGCUGUACUCAUCUCACACUCCUCCGCUGCCUCCUCUUCCUCCUCCACACCGGCAGUACUGGGAUCUCACUCGCAGUCCGAAACCCAGCAAGCUGUUGUGGAGGAUGCCUCCCAGAGUUUUCAGCAGAAACAAGCUGCAGAUUCUCUCAUCCAGGUCAUCGAGAAGCUCAGCAAAAUCGUGGAGAAACGGCCUCAGCGCCGCUGCUCCUUGGUGGGACAGAAAAGAGUGCUCCAACAGGCUUCCUCUGCAGGGGGAGGACGUGAGGAAGGGACGAGAGGGAGCAGAGGAGGCUCCCCUUUUAAAAAACUUAGGAGGGACUUUAAGGAGGAGGAGGAGGACACAGAGGUGGUGAGAUUGGAUGUCAGCACAGCUGAUGCUGCACUUUCUCCGCUUGUGUCAGGUGACAGUAACAAUAAUAACAUCACCUCCACGGUGACAGAGGUAACCAGCAAUGCCAACAGCGGUGACAACAAGCGGACAGUGACAUGCUAUCAGUGCAGCCUGUGCCCUUAUCUCUCCCCAACGUUGCCCCUGCUGAAAGAACACCUGAAACAACACAAUGAACAACACAGUGACCUCAUCCUCAUGUGCUCAGAGUGUCGAUUUACCUCGAGGGACCAGGGUCAGCUGGAAGCACAUGUCAGGCUGCACUAUGACAAUGGGGGCAAUCUGAGGAGGGACUCCUCUCCAUCUGAUACCCACAGCGAGGGAAAAGAAGAGGUUUUGAUUAAGCAGGACAGUGACUGGUCUGGGAGCGGAGGCCAUGUGGGAACAGACAUCACCAGCUCAUUGGGCGGCUCUAAGGAGCUGCCACAGAAGAAGAAAUGGUAUAGCUAUGAAGAGUAUGGAUUGUACCGCUGCCUAAUCUGCAGCUAUGUGUGCAGCCAGCAGCGAAUGCUCAAGACUCAUGCAUGGAAGCACGCUGGCCUGGUUGACUGCUCCUACCCUAUCUUCGAGGAUGACGACGGGGCUCCAACAAGAAGAGAGGCCCCAGCUGCCAACACUGCCGCAACCAGAGAGGAAAUAGUUGUUCUCUCUCCAGUUGUCCAAGAUAAAAGCCUGCAAAAGCUCCCCACUGCCUUCAAACUCCAGCUGUGCGUGCCGAUGGCUGUUGAGAACAAAAGGGAUGUGCUAAAUCCAGUUUCAAAUCAGAGUGGGAGUCUAAAAGCAGAAGAGGAAGAGGAAGAAAGUGUAUACCCCAUCAAAGACCUGACCUCCGAGGAACCCAUGGUGGAGGUGCAGGUGACGACAGAGGCGGAGACCGAGGUUGAGAUUCAUAGUCAUCAUGAUAAUGCGUCUGUCACAGACAGCUUGCUUUCAUCAGCUCAGAAAAUCAUCAACAGCGGUCCAAACAGUGCCGGCCACAUCAAUGUGAUUGUAGAGCGCCUGCCCUCAGCUGAGGAUUCAGUCAUAGCGACUAACCCACUUCUUCUGAGCCCGGACGUAGACGGGGACAAAACCUUACUGGAUGCAGAGGAGGAAGAGCAGGAUGACGUGGGAGCUGCACAUCACAACAAAGGGGAGGACGAGAUGGUCCUCAACAGCAGUACUGACAGCCCGGAUAUUAAACCCUCAGUUGUUAUUAGUAGCGAUUCCCCACGGGAUGAAAACAUUCCUCCAGCCGGUCGCAAAAGGACUCAUUCUGAGUCUCUCCGCCUUCACUCUUUGGCUGCAGAGGCCUUGGUAGCUAUGCCUAUGAGGACCCCUGAGCUGCCCACAUCCAGCACCAAGGUAAGUCUGAAGACCAUUACCUCACCAACACAGAGUCUGAACACAGGCCAGAAAAUGGUAGAUGUGACUACAGCUGGUCAAAAGGCUUCAGAAGUAGGGACAACGGCAGCCCUUUUGGACUUUGAGCUUCAUGGCGAGGGCAGAGAGGGAGGUUUGGGUUCCCUUGGUCUGGGUGAGGGAGAUGAAGAGGGUCCUGCAGCGAAAGCCGGCAUCAGCCUUUCUCUGCUCACCGUCAUUGAAAGACUCAGAGAGCGCUCUGACCAAAAUGCCUCAGAUGAGGAUAUCUUAAAAGAGCUUCAAGAUAACGCUCAGUUCCAAAACGGAGGUGUGGCUGGUGUGGUUGCAGCGGACGGAGCUGGGAGCUACGUGUGUAGCAUUACAGGAAUGGAUGGGUUGGUUGCUUCCCCAGAUGGAGGUUUAGUGGACUACAUCCCGGGCAGUGAAAGGCCAUACCGGUGCCGCCUAUGUCGCUACAGCAGCGGCAACAAGGGCUACAUUAAACAGCACCUACGGGUCCACAGGCAGAGGCAGCCAUAUCAGUGUCCCAUCUGUGAGCACAUCGCUUCGGACAGUAAGGACCUGGAGAGCCACAUGAUCCACCACUGCAAGACAAGGAUGUACCAGUGCAAACAGUGUCCAGACACCUUCCACUACAAGAGUCAGUUGAGAACUCAUGAAAGAGAGCAUCAUAGCUUCAGUGGUGACGUGGUAGCCCUCACAUCAGUCAAUGAAACUGUGGCCACGGUGGAGGACACUGAGCGGGUAACAGAUGAAGAAUGUGGUAUGCAGAAGAUGUUCAAGUGCGACGUGUGUGACUAUACAAGCUCUACGUAUGUCGGGGUGAGGAACCACCGGCGGAUUCACAACUCUGACAAGCCUUAUCGGUGCUGUAGCUGUGAUUUCGCCACUACCAACAUGAACAGUUUAAAGAGCCACAUGAGGAGGCACCCUCAGGAGCACCAGGCUGUGCAGCUGCUGGAGCAGUACAGGUGUUCUCUGUGCGGCUACGUGUGCAGUCACCCUCCAUCACUCAAAUCCCACAUGUGGAAGCACGCGGGAGACCAGAACUACAACUACGAGCAAGUUAACAAAGCCAUAAAUGAGGCCAUCUCCCAGAGCAGCCGUGCUCCUCAGAAGUUGUCAGCAGUUCUGGAGUCAGUGGCAGAGCGUCGUGCAGUGACCCAGCCCUCACAAGACAAAGCCAAGAGCCCAGCAGAGCCGCUGCCAACACCCACAACAACACCAACACCAACAACAACAACAGCAGCAGCAAGCCUGGCUGCAGACAGCUCAACAGGCCUCCCUGCACCCACUACAGAUCCUUCCCAGUGGUCAGGUGAGUCUCCAAGCCCCCAGGGGAAGGAUCCAGUACAGCUCCAUUCCCAGGGCCUGACACGCACAGGCCAGGCCCUUGGCCCAGGCAUGGAGUAUUGCGUGCUUCUGUUCUGCUGCUGUAUCUGCGGCUUCGAGUCCACCAGUAAAGAGCGGCUGAUGGAUCACAUGAAAGAGCACGAGGGAGACAUCAUCAGCAUCAUCCUCAACAAGGAGCAACAGCAGCAGCAGCAGCAACCAGAGCCACAAGCUAGCCUGCAAACAGCAGAGUGAGAGCUGCUUUUCCUCUGACACUGCUACUCUUACAAACCAUCCGCUGCCCAUAAAAGUAUUUCAUGAUGUUUCUUUACCUCAAGGUGGAUAUCACGGUGUUACCAUUUCACCAUUUUACCAUAGUGGUAAGGCUUUUAUUGUCAUUUCUCAGAAUGUUUUCUGGCUCGGUGGGUUGUGGUGUCAAAAAGGGUAACAACUGGUGAGGCUGUGAUAACGACUGUCCAACCCGGACACCUUGAAAAUGAAUUAAAUGUCUUUGACUAAAAGGAAUGUUUAAAAAAAACUAGAACAGAGUUGUUGGCGAAUAACAUCUGUCUCAAAUAAUUUGACAUUGAAGAGACACUUCUGUGUGCUUUUUGAUUCCGAGGGACACUUCAGAGCUCUAAUCCAAGUUAGAUAUUUCACUUUACAGGGACAAGUUCAUACCUCACAAAAACCACACAAUCCCUCAUGAGAAAUUGAGUAAAAUUCACAUAUUUUCCAGUUUAAUUCAUUAUAUCCACCACAAGGCAGCUCUUUUAUUUCUACUGUAAUAUUUAAUGUAUUUAAUCUGACACCGUUUGGGUUCUAGCCAAGUUAAGGAGGUACAUGUGCAAAUUCACCAUUGCCUAAAAAAAGGACAUGUAUCACAGCUUGAAUAUGAUUUCAUAUUUAUCAGUUUAUUUGUAUGCAUGUAAGUUUCCGUUCAACCAGUUUAAAGGGGCAAUGGUUUAUUAUUAUUUGCUGUUUUUGUUUGUUUGUUUGUAUGAGUGUAUUUUUUUAAAUUGUUCUGAUCAUUUAUAAGUAGCACCUUUUUUAGCAGAGAAAAAAGGAAUCGGUUCUUUAAGGUUGACCAGAGAAAGUAGAAAUUGGUCUGCAAUGAUUGUAGUCUACCGGUGACAGAGGUGUUAGUUAAGAGGUGCAAGGUAUGUUGACUAAAAGGAAUGAUAGAUGAUUUUUUGAAAAAGGGAAGUUGGCAUAGGUAAUCAGUUCCAGGGUUAUUUUAAUUGAAAGGUGCCUCGAUAUACGAAAGCAGGAAUAUGAUGUACAGAAUCAGUCACACCUGUUUUCACCUGUGAUUGUGGUGCUAGGCUCACUUUAAGAGUAUCGUUCUGAAAGAGUUAUAGUCCGUUUUUAUAGCCCAUGCGAUUUAUGUUGUACAUAAUAACAUUUUUAUAUAACCUUUUGUUUUGUCAGUGUUUUUAAAAUACAAACUUUCUAGUGUCAAACACGAGUUGAAAUGACAAAACAUGCCUGAAAUAAGGAGACGUGGAUGUUGAUAAUAAAAGUUUCUGAGGCGACACGUUCUCAAGGUUUCUUGUUGAUUGACAGGAUGCAGGAGUGUAGCACAAUUACUGCGGUUCUCAUAUGAAAACACUCGACUCAGCGGAAUGUAAUAAGGGUAGAGCAGAAAGUUGGAUCAAUGACGGCUUGUUUGCUGUGAUGGAUUGCUUCAUGAAUGGCAGCAAGUUUAUUUUUUUCUGAAAGGAGGAAAAUUGAGCUCUGAUUUCUCAAAUGAUGCUGAGUAUGUGCAAGAAUGUCAAGACAACCGUCAAAGAUUUAACUGUGUAGUCACUUGGUUGAAUGUUAGAACCGUUGAGUAAGUAUAAAUAUGGAUGACAAGUGUCCAAUUCUUACUGCUAUGCAAAAGUGAAGCCAAAAUAUAUCCUUUCCGAGAGCUGCCAUCUUGCUUGUGUGACUAAAUUUGGAGCCAGACUCUGUACAGUAGAUUCGGGCAGCGGGAUGAUGACCCACAGGACAUGCCCCCUUAGCUGUCCUGCCACCUGACUGAGUUUUGAGAGUGGCUGUCACAUCGGUUAAUCGUGACGUCACGCCCCUUUUUAUAUAAUCAAAUAACUCAUUAAAAACAAACUUAUCUGAAAAAUGACCACUUGGAAAACAUCAGCUUGAUAAGAACGUCCUAAAAUGACAGAUAUUUUAUUUGGGGAAAAUGUAUUUGGUAUGUACUUUGAUAUAUUUAGUUUGGUUCAUGUUCCAUCCACUAACAUGGAGGGGGUGGGAUUUAUGACUUAUACUGCAGCCAGCCACUGGGGGGCGAAUGAGAUGUUUUGGCUUCACUUUUGGGGAGAUGUCAUGACGUCCAUCGUUUAUGCAGUCAAUAGAAGUUAGAACCCAGAGGUGUUUAGUAAAUUUAAACACAAAUCUUUAAACUCAACUGACUGCUGAAUUAACAUCAUCACUGACUGAAUCUGUAGCUUUUAGCUGCGUAGCUCCACUGACUUACAGACAGCACACAAAGCCGACAACUGCUACAUUUAAUUUUGGCCUGUUGUGAUGUUACUUACUAGAUUAACGUUCAUUAGCAACAGCUGAUAUGAUCUGCCGCUGGCAACAUUUGACAUUUUAACAGGAGAAAGCCACGGUCACUGUCAGCUGAAAAUGAGAAGCUGCUACCUGAACAUUUUGUACUCGUUUCUUUGCUGUUAUGGAAGAGAAAGGAGAGAUUACAGAUUUGUCGGUGUCAGAGUUCAGCGAAUCCGUGGAUUUUUAUCAGCUUUAGUUUAGCUGAUACAGAUCUUUUCUUUUCUUUUUAAUUUGCUGUCAUCAGCCAUCAAAGGCAAAAUGGUGAUAUAAUUUAAAAUGCUCAAUAUGUGCAGAAAACAGGCACUAAAUGUAAUAAAGAGUACAGAAAAGACCUGGAUCAUCAGCUUUACUUUGGAUUGCAAUCCCUUCCUCAGACAGUGUACACUCUUUUAGUUCACUAACAUGCUUUCAGUGCUUGCAGCAUUAAAUAUGUCACAUGUUGUAGGGUAAGUUAGUAAAGUAACUAUAGCAUAAGUCAAACACCAUAAAUAUUACAUAAGCCAUUGUUCUUUUUAAAUGUAACUCAAUGAUAAACAGUGCUGGAAUGAUUCUAGUUUUGUUCUGAAGUGAAGGUAACAUUGAAAUCAACAGCAACAUUGAACUGAGGGCAGUCAAUCAGUGGUUUGAUUGGUGAUCCUUUCACUUACUGACAUACGUGCUGAAGUGCAUUUGAAGCUGUGGUUCUAUCGCUUAGAUAAGGGAACAAAGUACACAUUCAGUAACUAUGAAUGUUUGAAUAGAACAGAACAUCAUCAGCAAAAGAUUUCCACUUUUAUCAUGAGCAACCAAAAUGUUUCUCACACCUUAAAGAUCUGAGGAAUAUGCUUAUAUACUUUCCUGCCAAGAGUAAGCUGAGAAUAUGGUUACCACAUUCAUACAUACAUGUUAAAGCUAGCAGCCAGUUAGCUUAGCUUAGCAUAAAGACGGGCUUGGCACAUAACCUCCGGUGAAACCACAACAUGCUGCUUUACACUUCCUGUUUGUGCAGCUUUAACGAGAUAUGGCUUGCUGUUUCUAGUCUUUAUGCUAAGCUAACUGGCUUCUGGAUGUAGUUUUCAUGUUGAACGGACCAGAUAUAAAAGCAGCAUUGCUAACAUGCACAAUUCCCCCAAAUUCUGAACUAUUCCUUCUACUCAUUAUUGAAAGAGAAAAAUCUGUGUCAUUCAUUCAGGUCACAAAUUUAAAAAAAGAUUGCUGACGCUUUAAUGCUAAUAACCAGAGAGCCUUACUGGAGAACAUUCCCGCUUCUGCUACAAUCUCACCUCACUGACGAAAAGGAAAUAAAAAUAGAUUUUAAACGUAAACACCGUGUGUGUCGGUCUCACGACAUCCAGUGUGUCAUACUGAACAUGCUGUCAUGUUAAAUCAUCAGUAUGCCAUCCGUUACUUACAUCCACACAGGCAGCGGCUGAGGAAAUUAAGAUAAAAUGGAAUAUCCAUAAUUCAUGCCCCCCACCCCCCCCAUUCCUCAAAACACCUUACAUAACAGCUUGAAAUUAUGUGUGUGUGUGUAGUGGAUAAAACAAAAUUAAAUCUCUAUCUCAAAGACCUGUUACCUGGCCAGGAUUUCUCAUUAUCAUAGCAAAUAAUUAUUGUCUGGCUUUUAAUUUACAAUCCUACGUGCCAGAAUUAAGGAGGAUGUUGACAGGUCUGAAUGAAAAGGAAAAAAAUAAAAUAAAAUAAAAGCGGGACUCGAGGGUCCCUCCUGUCUGAUUAACUUGGCGAGCAUUCAAAUGAACAGUGAGAGCUAAACACCGGACCAGACGCAUGCUGACCUGUCUGUUUUCUAUCGUACAGAUGUUUUAUUAUGACAGCUGGUAAUUGUUCGACCCCCAAAAAUGAGUGCAGCUUUAAAGGAUGAUUCUGCUUUAUUAGUACCUGGAGUCAGAUGAUCAGACAUGUUGUCAUAAAUCUGUGUACGCAGUAAUGGUUUUUUCUCUUAAUUGGAAAUUGCUGCCCACCACAAUAACAGAUUCUAAGCAAUGAAAUGAAAUGCUGCCAAUAUAGAGUAGAUUAGAGUUUACAGCAGCCAAGUAUUGCAAUCACAGUGUAUACAGUUGGUAUUUAUGACAAAUCUUCAUCAUUAAAUGUCAUAUUUUCUGGCUUAACAGGUCUAAUAACACCUUAAGUUUAGUUUCAAGGGUGAAAAAAUAUCAUUAUUAUCAGGAUCAAGCUAAUUGUGAAUGUCUGCACUUCACACUUUCCUGCUUGAAGGUUUGGGUUUAAUCAGCUCCAGAUAAUUUUUAAUUUGUCUUUGAAAAACCUGAACAGGGCUCCUUGUCAAAUCAUUAACAAUCAAAUCAAUUCUGAUUCAUUUAUCUGCUCACAAAGGACUGGGCUCAGGUUAGCUCAACUUAUUCGGGAUUGAAAACAAAGACACAUGUUCAAAUGAUGACUCAAACUGUCAGCUAUAAACAUCAGCUGACAAUCGAAUGUGUGCACGCUACUAUUAACUGUAGCUGUGCAAUUCUUAAUAUUACUUAAGGUGCUCUCACUUUCAGUUUUACCUCCCAAUGAAGUGGUUUAGAUACUGAUAGAUACAGCUUGCUUGAUUACAACCUGUCUGAUCAUCUGUCUUUUAGUUGUGUUGUUGCCGCUCCCAAAUCUCAGCAUUUAGUUUGUAUAAUAUUACUAUAACCAACAAAUUAUCCUUUAAAUUAUAUAAUUAUACAACUGACUGACUGACUGACUGACUGUACAGUGUUUGUAAGCUAUAAAAGAAUAACUUGACAAGUUGAGAUAAAAGUUGCUCAUAUGUUGUUGUAUCAAAACUGACAUUUUUUAGUUAUAUAAAAUAUUUAAUUAAAACUAUUUGCAAAGAAAAAAAGAAUAUAUCAAGUUGUCUGCCUCUGAUCACAACAAGACUGAAAUCUUUUUUUUGUCCUCAGAAAUAAAUAAAUUCCAUUUUGCAUUUUUCAUGAAAAACAUGUUCACAUGUUCAGUGUGGUUUGUAGAGGCCAGGAUGGCAUGAUUUAGCUUUUCUUUGGAGCUUUUUGACACAUUUGAGUUUGUGUUUUACAGCAAAUCAAGCACUGCAAAUGUACACCAGAACUGAAAAUAUAACAAGUAGUCAUGUGGCCUCAUAUUCUGUCAUUAUAAAAUGGAGAACUAUGUAAUAUUGUACAAUAUUACAUUAUUGUCGUGAAUAUUCAUAUUAAGACUGGAAUGCAUAUGCUUAACAGCUAACGAAAGAAGAGAAAAAAAUCCAUCCCUAAUCAAAUCAUGUUGGAAUUAGUAUAAAAAAGUGUGCUAACAGCUGGGAAACACAUUACAUCUUUGGGUCACUCCCCUGGUGGUGAACGCAUGUAGGUCAAGUGGGAUUUUGCAGGCUGCUUCAGAUCCCAUUUGCUGCCACAAAUUGCAAAAAGUGUGUCAACUCAGCCGGCACUCAACCACAAGUGUAACAGCAAGAGUUUGGCAAAGAGAACAGAUCUUCCAUUUUACAUUUCCUGCAGUCAGUUUUAAUUUACACCACAACUAUAGAACCAUCAAUGUGUGCCAUAUUAGGUUAUUUAAAAGCAGUAACCUGUGACUGUCAUAGUUUUUUUUUUUUUUGCGUUAUUGUGCCUUUAUCAUUUAUGUUUUCAUCAAAUGACAAUACUGACUUUUCUGCCAAAACUAAAGUCAAAUAAAAUAAAAAUAAAAACUUUUUUUGUGAUAAUACUGGGUAUCAUGUCAAACAUUAGUUUUCUGUAUAGGAAAGUCUUUAUUUUAAUUUCAUUCAAUGGUUUUAGGGAAACAGAACCAACAACAAACCAAGUAUGUGAAACCGCCCUUUCAUAUUUUUGAAAGACAUCUUACCCUGUAAUGAGCUCAAUCACUUGGUACUGUAUUUUAACUAUGUAUAUAUUGUAGAGGAAGACUGUAGAACCAUAAAAACUGACUUUUUAAAAGAUAAAAUCUAUUUUUUAAUGCUCUUGUACAAAUAAUAAUUAAAAAAACAACAUAAAUUAAGACAAAAAAAGCCAGUUUUAGGUAGUUUUGGGGCUGUUCUUAUUCACUCACAGUCUUUUCAAGGGAACUGACGGUUUUAAGCUAAACGCAGUGAAAUGAGCUGCGUGCAUUUAAGCCAAAGGAGGUGGAGAGGAUGUAACUUGUCUGUCCUGAUCCGUGUUUUUUUUCUUUUUUUCUGCUCAUAAUCACUUUUGUAAUUGAGGUUUAAUGUGGAGUUGUCUCGGACAGCAGUGUGACGCUCGCUUUAUGUUUUAUUUAUUUCUAGAACAUCAUAGGCAGUAUUAUGUCACUAUUUUGCCAUUGUAUUUUUGGUAAUAAAGACUGAG
Molecule: messenger RNA, 10033 nt
Organism: Scomber scombrus (Atlantic mackerel)
Lineage: Eukaryota; Metazoa; Chordata; Actinopteri; Scombriformes; Scombridae
Gene: znf507
Product: zinc finger protein 507
Exons: 7
Coding region: 93-3449 (1118 amino acids)
Biological process (GO): regulation of transcription by RNA polymerase II
Molecular function (GO): DNA-binding transcription factor activity; RNA polymerase II cis-regulatory region sequence-specific DNA binding
Source: RefSeq, a predicted model, not a curated record